This is a messenger RNA of Didymella exigua CBS 183.55, 1335 nucleotides long. Its product is annotated as S-formylglutathione hydrolase. Gene Ontology annotation, molecular function: S-formylglutathione hydrolase activity. Gene Ontology annotation, biological process: formaldehyde catabolic process. NCBI's taxonomy places the organism in Eukaryota, Fungi, Ascomycota, Dothideomycetes, Pleosporales, Didymellaceae. The coding region runs from base 284 to 1144 and encodes 286 amino acids. Gene Ontology annotation, cellular component: cytosol. The record is from RefSeq and is a predicted model, not a curated record. The transcript is spliced from 3 exons.
UGGCUGCGCAUCUAUACCCCCCGAAUCAGAACCGAGUUUCACACAAUCCCCAAGUCUUGUCCGCGUAUCUACGUGACCGGCUGCGGAUCCGACGUCUUGAUCCAGUAAUUCCGCCCUUAGCUACCCAUUAGGUCUACCCCGCUAAGAAGCCCCGCCAACGUCACUUAUGAGGACAGCUUCAAAAGUGCCACUGCUUCGAGCAUUACUGCUGCACACUGCGACUCCGCGCCUCCACCACCACCACCACCACCACUCCUUCUCGUACCACACCAGACGAGCCAUCAUGUCUUUCGAAACUACCGGCACCAUCGCCUCCUUCGGGGGCAAGCUGCUCCAGCUCAAGCACAAGUCGUCGAGCACCAGCACAGACAUGGCCCUGAACCUGUACCUGCCGCCCCAGGCAUUGAAGUCUGGCGCAAAGGUCCCGGUGCUGUUCUACCUCUCUGGUCUCACAUGCACCGCGGCCAACUGCUCGGAAAAGGGAUUCUUCCAGCACGGUGCCAGCAAGCACGGCAUUGCCAUUGUGUACCCCGACACAUCACCAAGGGGACUGAACAUCGAGGGCGAGGACGAGUCGUAUGACUUUGGGUCAGGUGCAGGCUUCUACAUCGAUGCCACCAAGGAGCCAUGGACGAAAGGCUACAACAUGUAUUCGUACAUCACAAAGGAGCUUCCCGACGCGCUUUUCUCACAGUUCAAGGAGCUAGACUCCAGCAAGGUCAGCAUCACAGGGCACAGCAUGGGAGGCCACGGUGCUUUGACCUUGUUCUUGAAGAACCCCGGAAAGUACAAGUCCGUGUCCGCCUUUGCACCAAUUGCCAACCCCAUCAACGCGCCGUGGGGCCAGAAGGCCUUCAAGGGGUAUAUUGGCGACAACGAGGAGGAGUGGAAGAAGCACGACGCCACAGAGCUUGUCAAGCAGUGGAAGGGGCCGCUCGAGAUGCUCAUCGACGUUGGCACUGGCGACAACUUCUACAAGCAGAAGCAGCUGUUGCCAGAGAACUUGAUCGAGGCAGCCAAGCAGGCCGGCAACGACAAGGGCAUCCAGCUGCGCAUGCAGCCCGACUACGACCACAGCUACUACUUCAUGGCCUCUUUUGCGGAUGACCACGUCGAGUGGGCGGCGAAGCACCUGAACGCGUAGUACGUGGAUCGAACUGUAUGAUCAAUAGCACGUGCUGAUCGCCGUCGAAGCGAUUCGAAUGAUAAACCCAAGCUGUAGGGUCGUGGAAUUCGAGAAUCACGAAAAAGAAACAAAAGGCGAAAUGCACUGUACAUAGUCAACACGAAUGAACUUGCUGAACAUCUCCUCGCUGCCUCGAGACCUGUCAAAGC